This is a messenger RNA of Anneissia japonica, 1302 nucleotides long. RefSeq lists its product as uncharacterized. Gene Ontology annotation, biological process: regulation of apoptotic process. NCBI's taxonomy places the organism in Eukaryota, Metazoa, Echinodermata, Crinoidea, Comatulida, Comatulidae. The coding region runs from base 1 to 1302 and encodes 433 amino acids. The record is from RefSeq and is a predicted model, not a curated record. The transcript is spliced from 4 exons.
AUGGAUGUCCAACAAGCCAAAAAAUUAAGCGAUGCUUACAUCGAAUAUAAAGUAAAUGGUAAAAUUACGUGGGACUCACCGUUGCUUUUAGCGGUUAUUCGUAUUAAUGAGCAGAUCGAAAAUGAAUAUAGUUCUGAAUUUGCUGGAUUUAGCAAUUUGAGCCCUGAACAACUUCUCACCAGUUUUAAGGGGAUGUUUGCCGAUGAAAAAAUCAACUGGGGCCGUAUAAUGAUAGUGUAUCUAUUGAGUGGGUUAAUAGCGAAGGGAAAAAGCGAGAAACAGGUUUUAGCGCUCAAGAAUUCUAUUGGUCAAUUCGUUGCUGAAAGGUGUUCUGAUUGGAUAAAAAACCAAGGAGGUUGGGAAGAAUUGUACGGAUCUAUAGAUGAUGAAGAAGGUGAAAUCGAUGGGAGUUGGAAACAUAUGGCUGGUAAAAAAAUGUCAGACGUAGAACUGUUUGAACUUUUGGACUUCAACAACCGAGACGAAAUGAUUAGAGAAAUGUUGGCUACCGUAGAGGACCAAAACUGGCGUUUCGAUGAUAUAUCGGAUGAAGAACAUAUGCAGUUACUAAAUUUUAAUUCUUUGCCUGAAAUGACGAGAGAAAUGAUAGACACGGUAGACGAUGAUGAGUGGAACCCUAGCGAACAACCUGAAACUAAUGAUAACGUGGAAUCGGACCAAGAAACCCCUGCUGACGAACCCCCUAAUGAAAACGUACCGGUAAGUCAAUUUUAUGUUUUAGACAGAACGUUCGUAAGAGAAAACAAUACAUAUAAUGCACGAGAAACUGAUUAUCAAAUUACAUUUAGGAAUUUAGAUGGUAGGGAUAUGUUCAGUAUCAGAGAAAAUCUACAGAAAACUACGGUCACUAGUGACCCAGCUACCCUCUUCUCAAUGUUAACAGACCCGUCAAUUAUUGUCAAUGACAUUAAUUUCUUCAGCGAAAAUGUUGCUGAAAUUAAACAUACAUUUAUUGACGAAAAAGUUCCCAUUAACAAGAAAGGAAACGUAGUUCUGGCGGCUUUUACCACAGCGCAUGCCCGUCUUAAAUUAUACCAAGUCUUAGAGAAAUUACAAAGAAGGGUAUUGUACUACGACACAGAUAGCAUUAUAUUUACAGUUAAACCCAACGAAUGGGAACCACCGUUAGGUGAUUAUCUAGGAGAAUUAACUAACGAAAUUGAUCCAAAGGACGGUAACCAUAUUACACAGUUUGUUUCAGGGGGCCUAAAAAUUAUGCGUACAAACUCGAUUCCGGAAAGACUGUAUGCAAGGUUAAGGGUCUUACGCUUAAUUACAUGA